Nannospalax galili (Upper Galilee mountains blind mole rat) is the source of this 4809-nucleotide messenger RNA. RefSeq names its product serine/threonine-protein kinase PAK 6. The transcript has 10 exons. Gene Ontology annotation, biological process: intracellular signal transduction; protein phosphorylation; regulation of MAPK cascade. Gene Ontology annotation, molecular function: ATP binding; protein serine/threonine kinase activity. Gene Ontology annotation, cellular component: cytoplasm. The record is from RefSeq and is a predicted model, not a curated record. NCBI's taxonomy places the organism in Eukaryota, Metazoa, Chordata, Mammalia, Rodentia, Spalacidae. Bases 1357 to 3402 code for a protein of 681 amino acids.
UAUUAAAAGACUACUGUACUUUUAUUUAAAGGUACAUUUGUGGAUCAGUAAAAAAAUAAUUUAGGGUGUUGAUUCUAGAUUCAACCUCACAUUUCAUUCCAGCUUUGGCCUGUAGUUCAUUUCAAGUCCUUAGCCACCAAUCUCCCACUCCUUUCUCCAGGCCUUCUUCCCAUAACAGCAUCAGGCAAGUGCCUGUGUCCUCCCACAGGUGCAUCACUUCAAGGGAUUCAGUCACAGCUUCCUGGCUGGCCACAGGGGUCAGAGUUUGGUCUAUAAUACCUACAGAAAUGAAUCCACUUAGUAAAGUCCCAGAGAGGAGGAAGGGGAGAUAGGGUAAGGAACAGACACUAAAUGUGCAUAUGUAUGUUGGGUGGGUCUUCCCCAGGGCAGCUGAAGGCAUGGGGGUCUGAGGUACAGCCUGGUGGUGUGGAUCCCAAUGGCACCAACAAGUUCCCCUGGUUCACCUUAGCACUGGUUAGGGGGGGCCCUAGAGUAAGCAACAGAACCCAAAAUCCAGAAACAGCACUUACAUAAAGACAAAAACAUGUGGCAAAAGUGACCUCAAUUAAAAGCUGAAGUUUGAGGUACCCAACAAUGGUGAAGACAAAAAAGAAAAUCCCACACUGUUUUGUGCCCUGUGUCCCUGUCUUGACACCAGCAGACACCCAGCCCCCACUUGAAGGCAGACAUUUGGGCUCCAGAUGUCCUGCAUUUCCAAGCCAGAAUCCCCUCAGCACUCAGCUAGCACAGUACUCUCUGGGGGCCCAGGUUGAGGGUAGCAAAGGUCUUCUCCCAUGUUAAAGGGUGGAGAUGGACAGGUGGCCACUGCCCCUCCCCCAACCUAGAAACAACCCUCUAUACCACGGAGAAACGUGGCAACUGUCCCAACCUACCCCAAACUGGAAGCCUGGAGUAAACAGCUGGCAAUGGGCCAGGCACUGCUGGGGACAACAGGGGAUACUGAGUCGGGAACAAAAACACAGGAGGAGGCUCAUGCCAGAGACUCCACCAUCCUGUUUCUGGGUACCAUGCUGCGGGAAGAUUUCUCCCCCCUAAAAUCCUUUCUCUGGAAUCUUGACAUUACAGAGGAUUCUCAGUACUGAGAGGAUUCUCGUCUUCCUCUCCUUCUCGCACAAGGAGGCCUCCCUAAGACAGUGGCGGGGCCGGGGAACUUGUCCAGGCGCAGCAGUCAGGCCGAGGCGCGCGGCUUCAGGCCUCCGGCUCUCGGGGAUGUGCAGGCCCACGGAGGACUGGCCCCGGAAGGUCCUAGGAUCUUCCCUCUCCUCCGAGCCCUAGAGAGCUGACUGCCGAAGGGAGAGAAGAGAAAAGGCAAGGCAAGCGGCCUCAGGAGGCACCAUGUUUCGCAAGAAGAAGAAGAAACGUCCUGAGAUCUCAGCCCCACAGAACUUCCAGCACCGCCUCCACACCUCCUUUGACCCCAAGGAGGGCAAGUUCGUGGGCCUCCCCCCACAAUGGCAGAACAUCUUGGAUACCCUGCGGCGCCCCAAACCUGUGGUGGACCCUUCCCGAAUCACACGGGUGCAGCUGCAGCCCAUGAAGACGGUGGUACGGGGCAGCUCAGUGCCCACGGAGGGGUACAUCUCAGGGCUGCUCAAUGACAUCCAGAAGCUGUCAGUCAUCAGCUCCAACACCCUGCGUGGCCGUAGCCCCACCAGCCGACGGCGGGCACAGUCCCUGGGGCUGCUAGGGGAUGAGCACUGGGUGACUGACCCAGACAUGUACCUCCAGAGCCCUCAGUCUGAGCGCACUGACCCCCACGGCCUCUACCUCAGCUGCAACGGGGGCACAUCAGCAGGUCACAGGCAGAUGCCAUGGCCUGAACCACAGAGCCCACAGGCCUUGCCCAAUGGGCUGGCUGCCAAGGCACAGUCCUUGGGCCCUGCUGAGUUCCAGGGUGCCUCGCAGCGCUGCCUGCAGCUGGGUGCCUGUCUGCAGAGUUCCCCACCAGGCACCUCACCUCCCAUGGCCACAGGGAGGCGUGGGAUAAAGGCUGCCAAGCAAGGCUCAGAGGAAGUCCGGCCACAGUCCUGCCUGGUGGGCUCAGCCACCGGCAGGCCAGGUGGGGAAGGCAGCCCUAGCCCUAAAAGCCAGGAGAGUAGCCUCAAGCACCGGCUAUUCCGAAGCAUGUUCCUGUCCACUCCUGCUACGGGCCCAGCAAGCAGCAGCAAGCCAGUCCUUCCACCACAGAGCAAGCCCAACUCUGCUUUCCGACCACCACAGAAAGAUUCACCCUCAAGCCUGGUGGCCAAGGCCCAGUCCUUGCCCUCAGACCAGCCCACGGGGACCUUCAGCCCUCUGACCACCUCAGAUACCAGCAGCCCCCAGAAGUCCCUCCGCACAGCCCCAGCUGCAGGCCCACUUCCAGGCCGGUCUUCCCCGGUGGGCUCCCCCCGCACUCGGCAUGCUCAGAUCAGCACCAGCAAUCUGUACCUGCCCCAGGACCCCACCGUGGCCAAGGGUGCCCUGGCCAGUGAGGACACAGGCAUUGUGACUCAUGAGCAGUUCAAGGCUGCACUCAGGAUGGUGGUAGACCAGGGUGAUCCCCGGCUGCUGCUGGACAGCUAUGUGAAGAUUGGGGAGGGCUCCACAGGCAUUGUGUGCCUGGCCCGGGAAAAGCACUCUGGCCGCCAGGUGGCUGUCAAGAUGAUGGACCUCAGGAAGCAGCAGCGCAGGGAGCUGCUCUUUAAUGAGGUGGUGAUCAUGCGGGACUACCAGCAUCUCAAUGUGGUGGAAAUGUACAAGAGUUACCUGGUGGGUGAGGAGCUGUGGGUGCUGAUGGAGUUCCUGCAGGGCGGAGCCCUCACAGACAUCAUAUCCCAAGUCAGGCUGAAUGAGGAGCAGAUUGCCACUGUGUGUGAGGCUGUGCUUCAGGCCUUGGCUUACCUGCAUGCCCAGGGUGUCAUCCACCGGGACAUCAAGAGUGACUCCAUCCUGCUGACCCUUGAUGGCAGGGUGAAGCUCUCAGACUUUGGAUUCUGUGCUCAAAUCAGUAAAGAUGUCCCGAAGAGAAAGUCUCUGGUGGGAACCCCAUAUUGGAUGGCUCCUGAAGUGAUCUCCAGGUCUCUGUAUGCUACUGAGGUGGAUAUCUGGUCUCUGGGCAUCAUGGUGAUUGAGAUGGUAGAUGGAGAACCUCCCUAUUUCAGCGACUCUCCAGUGCAAGCCAUGAAAAGGCUCCGGGACAGCCCCCCACCCAAGCUGAAAAAUUCUUACAAGGUCUCCCCAGUACUGCGAGACUUCCUGGAGCGGAUGCUGGUGCGAGAACCCCAAGAGAGAGCCACAGCCCAGGAGCUCCUGGAUCACCCCUUUCUGCUGCAGACAGGGCUGCCCGAGUGCUUGGUGCCUCUGAUCCAGCUCUACCGCAAGCAGACCUCUACCUGCUGAGCCCACACCCAGGGUGCACCUACCGCCUGUGCCGACAGGCAGGGGACAAUGGGCAGCAGCCCUCUGGCAGGGCCUACCUGCCUAGUUCUCUCAGUAUUCUCUCCAAAGAUUGAAUGUGAAAUUCUACCCCUACCUUCUUGCCCUUUUGCCCACUGGGCCAGGCCGGACCUGCCCCCUCAGUCUCUCUCCUUUCCCAGAGAGUCCCAGUUGCCUUUGGGAUGACAACAGCCCCUUCUGCAGGAUGGCCCUUUGUUAUUUGCACAGGGAUGUUUCUAAGAAACAUGGAGAGUGGUGCUCCUGGCCACUGGCCAGCAUAGCUGACAGGCUGCUGCAUUUUUAAAGGCAGUUGUUCACUAGUGUCCUGGGCCACCACAUGGCCCAUCUUCACAUGGAUACUUGCUAUUCACUUCAAACCUUGGAGUCCCAGAGGGUCAUGGGGAAGGGUUUUAUUGCCUUCUUCCUCCCUUGGUCUGACUUCCUGAAGCCUCACCUGCACCUGUUUCCUGUCCCCUGGCACAGCCUGUCCCCAGAAAGCCUUCACAGAACUGUGAAUUGCCUGUGCAUAGGCUGUGGGAGCAGCAAGGGGAUAUUCUGAAUAAGAGAGUGGGGUUGGUAAGAAGUGGCCCCACUUUCCUGGCUAGAGAGAAUAUCGUGUGAGAGUGUGUGUGUGUGUAUGCGCACACGCGUAUAAGUCAGGAAGGUCACGCAAGGUCCUUUUAGUUAACCACAAUGAGCUUCGGAAGGCCUGCUCACCCCAUCCUCUCUUCUGCCAAGCUCCACUCUGAAGGGACCUGCUUUCUUGGCCUGGCUUUCUGCCUCUCAAGUCUCAUGUUUCUACCCAAACAGUGAAGAGGUGUGUGUGUGUGUGUGUGUGUGUGUGUGUGUGUGUGUGUGGUCUUAACACAUGCAGGGGGCUCUUUAAGUUUCUGAGUUUCUCCCAUACUGAGACAGGAAAAGUAAGGGGCUAAUUUUGUUUUACUUGUCAGCAACUUCUCAGUAGCCAGAUCAUCAGGGACCCUCCUCUUCAGACCCUUGAACUGGGACAGAAGGUGAACCACCUCCUGGGGGUCCCUCAUGCCAAGGGGAUGGGCACCUCCUUUGUGUGAAACUGAUGGCCCAGCUGCCUCCACAGAUACCUGCCUCCUUAUCUGUCCUCCCUCCCUCCCUCCCUCCCUCCCUGGCUGUUGUGAGACAGGGAAUGCCAGGGAAGAACUCCAGCAUCUGGACCCUAUCCAGAUAAUAUUUUUAAAUUCCUCUGCUCCCUCAUGGCCUGCAUUAGGGCAAAGAAAUUGCAAGGUCUUUUUGUAAGGGUCAGAGUUUUAAAAACAAAAGCAUCUUCCCUUGAAAAUUUUGUGAAUUGUUUGCACUUGUGCCUGUUUUAAAUUAAACUGAAUGUUCAAACCUCCA